ACGAAUAGAUGACACAGAAACAAUGUUGAAUGAUAUUUUUCCUCGACCUAGAGAAUUUGAGGGUGAUGAUAAUGUCGAGGAUGAUAUCGGAGAUAAAAGUGAAGAUGAUAUCGAUGUUGAAGCUGAAGAAGUAGGAGAUGAUGGAAGUGCCGAAAAUAUUGAUGAUAUGCAUUCCUCCGCAGAAAUAGAACGAAUAUUGAAGCUACUAGAAGAUAGUGAAAAGGACUUAUAUGAGGGAUGUACCGAGUACUCCAGAUUUUCAUUUAUGCUAAAACUCCUACACAUUAAGACACUUAGCGGUAUGUCAGAUAAUUAUUUUGAAAUGCUUCUUGAUUUGCUUCGAACUGUAAUACCUGGAGGAGUGAAUAGCAUACCCCAAACAACUUAUCAAGCUGAGAAGAUUGUCGCUGCUCUGGGUCUAGAUUAUAAUAAGAUUGAUGCAUGUCCGAAUGAUUGUAUUUUGUACCACAAGGCCAAUAAAGACCUUCAAGAAUGUCCGACAUGUGGAGUUUCUAGGUGGAAACAACGUACAAAUUCUUCAAUAAGGAUUACAACGGAGACAGAGAUAACACAGAAGAAAAUUCCAGCCAAGGUGCUUCGACAUUUUCCAUUAGCUCCUAGAUUGCGAAGAUUGUACAUGAACAAAGAAACGGCGAAAAAUAUGAGGUGGCACAAGGAAGAUCGAGUAGAUGAUGGUAAAUUGAGACAUCCUGCUGAUGCGGUAGCUUGGAAGCAUGUUGAUAAAAUUUAUCCUCGAUUUGCCGAAGAUUGCAGAAAUGUAAGACUGGGUCUGUCAAGUGACGGAUUCAAUCCAUUUGGGGUAAUGAGCUCUGGUUGGUCUACUUGGCCAGUUGUACUAAUGCCAUAUAAUUUACCUCCAUUGCUUUGUAUGAAACAGCCAUUUAUGAUACUUUCAUUACUGAUACCCGGUAAACAUGCACCUGGAAAUGAUAUUGAUGUUUACUUAGAGCCUCUAAUUGAUGAGCUGAAACAACUAUGGUCUGAGGGUAUUGUAACAUAUGAUGCCCAUUUAAAAGAAUCGUUUAGAUUACGUGCUAUUCUAUUAUGGACGAUUAAUGAUUUUCCAGCCUAUGCUAAUCUGUCUGGGUAUUCCACAAAGGGAAAGUGUGCUUGUCCUGUAUGUGGUCCGGAAUUUGAAGCUCUUCAAUUACCACAUAGCCGAAAGAGUUGUUAUUGGUUUAAUCGAAGGUGGUUGCCCUUGAGUCAUAAGUACAGAAAAUUAUCAGCUAAGUUUGAUGGCACAGUUGAGAAAAGAAUGAAGCCGCGUCAACUCACAGGUACUGAGAUCGUUCAAUUACUUGAGGGGUUUCCAAAAGUUGUGUUUGGGAAAAAACGCUAUUCUAAAUUUAGCCCGCUCAGAGUAAGAGAUUAUUUAAAGUCAAAAAGGCCACUGAAGCGUAAGCGAAAGGUCCGGAAAAUGCAAGUUGAGGAAGAAGACCAAAAAUUACCUAGAGGAUGGACUAAAUUUAGUAUCUUCUUUCAGCUACCUUAUUGGCAAAAUCUUAAAAUCCGCCACAACUUAGAUGUCAUGCAUAUUGAGAAAAAUAUAUGUGAUAACAUAGUAUCAACUCUCCUACAAGAUGCAAACAAGUCGAAGGAUGAUCUACGGGCGCGCCAAGAUCUGACUGCUUUGAAUAUCCGAAAUGAUUUGCAAGCUCAAGAUGUUGGACUUAAAAAAUUAAAGUUGCCUCCGUCUCGUGUUACACUGACAAAUGAGCAGAUGCAACGAUUUUGUGAAAUUCUCAAAUCAGUAAAGUCUCCGGAUGGUUACUCUGCUAACAUUUCAAAUAAUGUCCAAGUGCAAGAGCGAAAACUCUUAGGUCUGAAGACCCAUGAUUAUCACGUUCUUCUCCAUCAAUUGCUUCCUGUUGCAAUCCGUAACAAUAUGGAUAAAGAAGCGUCGAAGAUUAUUAUUGAGUAUUGUGGGUUUUUCAGAAAAUUAUGCUCUAAAGUCAUAGAUGUAGAUGAAUUUAAAAAACUUGAAGCUGAGGUCCGAGUUACUCUAUGCAAUAUGGAAGUAAUAUUCCCUCCUUCUUUUUUUACGGUUAUGGUCCAUCUUACCCAGCAUCUUGCAAGAGAGGCUAGAAUCGCCGGACCUGUUACUUAUCGUUGGAUGUAUCCGAUUGAGAGAUACUUGGGCUCCAUGAAACAUAAUGUUCGCAAUCGAGCUCGUCCAGAAGGCUCGAUAGCUGAAGGAUACGUGGCAAAUGAAUGCUUUAUUUUUGCAUCACGUUACAUGCGCCAGAAGAAAACCACGGCUCAAGUACCAGAUAAGGAGAGAAAGCGUGAAAAAUAUCCGAGAUCUCUCUUAGAACAAAUUCAUGCAUAUGUGCUGGAAAACCUUGAUAUGUUCGCAGACUAUCGAAGAUGAGGAGUAUUAGGAGACUCUUUGACCAAGCGGGUGAUCGAUCACGUAGUAUCACCCCUGGUAGUGGUGCUGAUGAUACACCACCAUCUCCGGAUGCAGUACCAUCUCCGGGUUAUUCAUCACCUGGCCCCUCUGAUGCAGUACCAGAACCAUCCCCUGAUGCAGGGGAUACUUGGACACCGACAUAUCCAUCUUAUACAUUCCACACGGACUUGCGGCCAAAGACACAGGACUAUCUUAGUUUACCUUUACCUCCAGCCUCUCAUAAGUCUAUGGCUGACGCAAGGAAGUACCAUACACGUGCUGCGAGAAAAUUAGAAGAAAUGCGUGAAAUGAUUGAGACACGAAAGAAGGUUGCACUCGCAGCAAAGGAAAGAGAGAUAGCGAAUGGUGCUAAGAAGGAUCGUAUCGAGAACAGACGUGGCGGAGGUAAGCCUGAUUCUAAACAACCGCCAAGAGGAAUGAGGGCCAUUAUUAGGUGGAAUAGUUCUAAUUUGCCCGUUGGUCCAUGGUCGACCCGCUUGAAUGCAUAUAUUGGGGUUCUAGUGCGUAGAGCGACCAUUAUCAACCCUUAUUUUCAAUUUCGAGAACUACCAUGGAGCGCAUACGAGGCGAUAUGG
Messenger RNA from Asparagus officinalis (garden asparagus), 3009 nucleotides. RefSeq lists its product as uncharacterized. The transcript is spliced from 6 exons. Lineage: Eukaryota; Viridiplantae; Streptophyta; Magnoliopsida; Asparagales; Asparagaceae. Bases 23 to 2392 code for a protein of 789 amino acids. The record is from RefSeq and is a predicted model, not a curated record.